AUGGCUUUUGCUAAGAAUUCAAUGCUUUUUUUCAUGGUUAUGGCUUUGUUUGGGGUCUGUUUUGGGACUGUGUACAAGGUGGGUGACUCUAACGGCUGGACAGACAAAGGCAGUGUUAGUUACAAGGAUUGGGCAUCUACUAAGAACUUCGUUGUUGGAGACACUAUCGUUUUUGAGUACAAUGCCAAGGAGCAAAAUGUGGUGCAAGUGAAAACCCUCACAGAAUUCAACGGCUGCAACUCAAAAGCUCCAUUAUCAACCUACAACUCUGGCAACGACGCUGUAGAGUUGAAGAAGGCUGGCCAUUUCUUUUACAUCUGUGGUCUUCCUGGGCACUGCGAGGCUGGCCAGAAAGUUGACAUUAGGGUUCUUGAACCUAGCCAGGCACCUAGCCCAAGCCACUCAAGCCCUAGCCCUAGCCCUGCACCCAGCUCAAACCAUUCUCACCACAAUGAAUCGUCCGCCCCGGUUCCAUCUCCAAGUGCAAAGGCUCCUACCUCGCCUAACAAGAGCAGUGCUCUAUCUGUCAAGUCUUCUAGUGGCUUGUUUAUGCUUGUUGUGAUGGGGGUUCUUGCUUACCUUGCUUAA
Molecule: messenger RNA, 588 nt
Organism: Prunus persica (peach)
Lineage: Eukaryota; Viridiplantae; Streptophyta; Magnoliopsida; Rosales; Rosaceae
Product: mavicyanin
Exons: 2
Coding region: 1-588 (195 amino acids)
Cellular component (GO): plasma membrane
Molecular function (GO): electron transfer activity
Source: RefSeq, a predicted model, not a curated record